AUGUCGUCCGAGAUGGCCUUCCUGAACCAGAUGGGUGGCCAGGUAGUGCUCUCCAGCGGCGGCGCGCUCGGGCCCGACAUCAUGGCGCACGGCAUCUUCUCGGCCGACCCGGAGGCCGAGCACGAUGGCCAGCCAGCGCCCAUACAGGCGCUGCCGUCGGUGGAGUCACUGCUGGCAGACACGCCCGGCCUGGGGCAGGAGCAGAGCCCGCCGCCGCCGGCGCGCGCCCGGCGCCGCGUGCCGCGACUCUUCCCCUUCGAGCCGGACCCGGAGCCGCCUGGACCGGCCCCUUGGCGCUGUCAGAAGUGCGGAAAAACGCUCAAUAUCUGGAAACGCUACCUCAACCACAUCAAGUCCCACGACUAUGAGAAACCAUUCAAGUGUGAUAAAUGUCCAGAGGCUUUCAACUUCCAGAAGAACUGGGAGCUGCACGCCGUGAGCCACGCGGCCGACCCAACGCCCUGCCCGGACUGCGGCCGGGCCUUCCGGCGCGUGGCCUCGCUGCGCGCCCACCUGGCCCUGCACGAGGUGGACGAGGCGAUUGUCUGCCCGCAGUGCCAGCACGAGUUCCCCACUCAGGUACUGCUGGACAAACACCUGCCAGUGCACACGGCGCCGGCCGCCGUGAACCUGGAGCUGGUCCCCGGCACCGUCGCCGACGCCGACGCCGACGCCGAGCUCGGCGCCGACCCGGCCGGCGGCGACAACGUGCUGAAGCCGUCCAACAUCAAGCGCACGUGCACACAGUGCAAGCUGGUGUUCGCCACGAACAGGGAGCUGCUGGACCACCACAAGGAGCAUCAGACGAUCCGGUCCAUACUGAAGCUGCAGCAGCAGCGGCGACGGACUAAGCCGAGCUCGCGGCCCAGCACGCGCUGCCAGAUCUGCCAGAAGUCGUUCGCCAAGCCGGGCCUGCUGCGCCGCCACCAGCUGAUCCACACCGGCGAGAAGCCGUUCAAGUGCGAAAUCUGCGACCGCGCCUUCAACCAGAAGAGUGCGCUCAAGAUCCACCGCGAGUCGAAGCACGGCAAGAUCCGGCCCUACCAGUGCACCAUCUGCAAGAUGUUCUUCGCGCAGCGCGGCAACCUGCGCAACCACGUGCGCCGCGUACACAACCUGAGCGAGGCGCGCGAGCGGAUCUUCAAGUGCGAGCACUGCGGCUGCGGCUUCGCCACCAGCGGCGUGCUCGGCAGUCACAUCAGCAAGAUGCACGAUCCGCCGAGCAACACCGGGAUGAGCGCCGACGCGCUGCGCGACCUGGUCCGCCAGCUGCUCGACUACUCGGCCGGCAACGCUGCGGCGCGCGACCGCAUCCAGGCGCAGAUCCAGGAGAUCGCGCGCUCCGGCGUCGUGCCCGACUGCGUGCUGCCGGCGGUGCCGCCGCCGCGCGCCGGAGAGCCCACACGCGACAAGCGACCGGCAAUCAUCACCGUCGUGGACAAGAUGGUGCAGGGCCGCGAGCGCAAGCAUCUGGUGCGUGUGCGCUACGAGGGCCGGCUGCGCUGGUUCCAGUGUCUGUUCUGCGCCAAGGAGUUCCGCAAGCCGUACGACUUGGUGCGCCACCUGCGCAUCCACACCAAGGACAAGCCGUUCCGGUGUCCGCAGUGCUUCCGCCAGUUCACUGUCCGCUCCGGUCUGGAGUCGCACCUGCGUGCCCACCGCGGAAUCAAGCUGGCCAGCUGCCCCAUCUGCCACAAAAAGUUCUCCACCGCCGGCGUGCUCAAGGUCCACCUGAGGCUGCACACGGGCGCCAAGCCGUACCACUGCCAGUACUGUGAGAAGCAGUGCCGCACGCUGGGCCAGAUUCAGGCGCACGAGGCGGCCCACCGGCGGACCCGCACCGACGCUACACGUGACGACGGUGACGACGCUGACGAGAGGAAGAGGGCGUCGCCGGACAGUGGGCCGGAGGUGCGACUACAGCCGCCCAUCCUCAUCACCAGCAGCGGUAUGGUGCAGGUGGACCGUCCGCGACGUAUUGAGAUCCCCGAGGGCGACGAGGCGCCGGACCGGCCGCACCGCUGCACCCAGUGUCGCGCCGCCUUCAAGAAGGUCUCCCACCUGAAGCAGCACAUGCGCUGGCACACGGGCGAGAAACCGCACCACUGCCCCAUGUGCAACAAGAGCUUCAUGACGUCCAGCGUGCUGGCCACACAUUUGCGGACGCAUACUGGCGCGCGCCUCUUCAAGUGCCCCAUCUGCUCGCACGCCUUCACCACCAAGAGCAGCAUGACCCGACACAUGACCACCCAUACCCAGGAGCGGCCGUACAUGUGCCCGUACUGCCAGCGCCGCUUCAAGACCCGCAUGAUCUGCAAGAAGCACACGCGCUGUCACAAGUUCGAGAUAGCCAACAGCAACGUUCUGCAAAACCAGCUGUCGGGCGGCCUGUUCACGGACCUGAUGACGCCUGAGGAGGAGCCGCUGCUGUCGGACGCCGCCUACACCACGCGCGCGCAGAACGUCAGCGUCAUCCUGGACGAGCAUGGCCAGAUGGACGGCCUGGCUCAGCUGGAGACGGCGCUGAAGCAGCAGCUGUUCCCUGCCUCGGAACUGGCGGCCGGCCUGUCGCAGGUCAAGGCCGACAUGUCGGCGGAGCACCGACUGAUGCUGGCCAACAUCGCCGCCAUCGCCGCCGACGAGUCACCAGCGCUAGGUGCGGAGGAGCGCGGGCUGCCGGGCGGCCGUGGACCGGGCGGCGGCCACCGCUGUCGAGGAGCCGAGCCGACUCCGAAGACGAGGUGCUGCGCCUGCGACCCGUCGCUCUCACAGCCGCUGAUCCACCGCUGCCGCGUCUGCAAGCAGCUGUUCACCACGCAGCUGGCACUGGCGGUGGAGCGACGCAUGAGGCGAGCCACGCCGGUGGAGUUCCAGCCGGCGUCCGCCGCGGCCCACCUCUGCGACCGCUGUCUGAUCGUGUUCAGCACGGCCGAGCAGCUGGCCGAGCACAGUCCGCUGACGGCCGGCCGCUCACACUCGGAGACCUGCCUCAUCCAGUCGGCCGUCGAGAAGAUGCAGAACGGGCCGACCCAGCGCUCGGAGCCGGAGAGCACGGAGGGCCUGAAGCACAGCUGCGAGACCUGCAGCAAGACGUUCCGCAAGCCCCUCCGACCUGGUGCGCCACAUGCGCAUCCACAACCGGCGAGAAGCCCUACCUGUGGCGAGCUGUGCUUCAAACGCUUCACCGUCAAGUCGACCCUGCUCGGACACCUGAAGACGCACACGGGCGAGCGCAACUUCGAGUGUCUGGUGUGCAAGGCGCGCUUCGCCACCAAGUGCUCGCUGAAGGUGCACUCGCGCCUGCACACGGACACGCGGCCGUACCAGUGCGAGGUGUGCCGCCGCUGGUUCCGCACCUCCGUCACCGGCGCAUCCACAUGGCUGUCCACGAGCGGCCCGGCGGUGGUGGCGGACGCGCUGGUCGAGGGCGAGUUCACCUGCUCCGAGUGUCCGCGCUCGUUCCGACUGCACCCACUGCGACCGCCGCUUCACACGCAGAACGCGCUGGUGGCGCACCGGCGCACGCACGAGGGCGACCGGCCGUUCGACUGUCCGUUCUGCGAGCACCGGUUCGCGCAACGCGGCAACAUGCGCACGCACAUCCGGCGCGCGCACCUGAAGAGGCGGGACGGCGCGUGGUUCGGAGACCGCUUCUAUACCACUCCUGCUUGCUGCCACUACGAGACGACGGUGCAGGCGCUGCACGAGAGCGGCCUGGGGCAGGCCCACUACACGCCACCGCGCCAGUUCCGCCAGUUUGAGGGGUUGCGCUCCGAGGAGCUGCAGUUCCCGUUCACAAUGCACGACAACCGCUACCAGCAUGAGGACGACGGUGAGAACCUGCGUGUUGCUGAAUUCUGGUCACAGAGCAUGGAGACAAAAACACGUUAG
Molecule: messenger RNA, 3891 nt
Organism: Pollicipes pollicipes
Lineage: Eukaryota; Metazoa; Arthropoda; Thecostraca; Pollicipedomorpha; Pollicipedidae
Product: zinc finger protein 236
Exons: 28
Coding region: 1-3891 (1296 amino acids)
Biological process (GO): regulation of transcription by RNA polymerase II
Cellular component (GO): nucleus
Molecular function (GO): RNA polymerase II cis-regulatory region sequence-specific DNA binding; DNA-binding transcription activator activity, RNA polymerase II-specific
Source: RefSeq, a predicted model, not a curated record